Quercus lobata is the source of this 1960-nucleotide messenger RNA. RefSeq names its product protein O-glucosyltransferase 1-like. The coding region runs from base 173 to 1624 and encodes 483 amino acids. The record is from RefSeq and is a predicted model, not a curated record. Lineage: Eukaryota; Viridiplantae; Streptophyta; Magnoliopsida; Fagales; Fagaceae. The transcript is spliced from 6 exons.
UAAGCAAUGCAUCAAAAUUCAAGCCAAAUGGACAGCCUUGUUAGAAAGUCUAGUGGCCACAGAUUUUAGAAGAAAAGUACAAAAAGAUAAAUUUGGACAAAGAAUUGAUUCUUAUAAUAAACCAUUAUCACUAUUUCAAGUCAAGGAGAUAGAAAUUGAGGUGGUUGUUAAUAUGGAGAAGGGAACUAGUGUUCAUUCGGUUUUCUGGUUUUGGUCACAAGGAGCUCCAUUGUGUGGUUAUUUUUCGAUGUCUCCUGGGAAGAGAUGGGCCUCCACAACUAUUUUCGUCUUCUUCUUUGUUAUCGGCUUCGUCUAUUGGAUUGACAAGUCUGUCAUAACAGAUGCCAACUUCUUUAGGACAAUUGCAACCACAAUAAGUCCUAAAAAGUCCCCUGCCCAUGUUGAGUUCCCACUCAAUUGCUCCAAUUUGAACUUAACAAUAACAUGCCCAACCAUUCACCCGGGGACAAUUAAUAAGAAAGAGGAAUCAUCCCCUGUGGCAUGUCCGGCUUACACCCGGUGGAUCCACGAAGAUCUACAGCCAUGGAAGAGUACCGGAAUCACAAGGGACAUGGUGGAAAGAGGAAGAGUUCAUGCAAAUUUUAGACUUGUGAUUGUGAAGGGAAAGGCUUAUGUUGAGAAAUAUAGUGAGGCAUUUCAAACUAGGGAUGUCUUUACAAUAUGGGGAAUUUUGCAACUUUUGAGGUUGUACCCUGGGAAGAUACCAGAUUUGGAGCUAAUGUUUUGGUGUGGAGACUCGACCAGGAUUAAAAAACGUGACCACCAAGGACUUAAAGCCAAGUCGGUGCCACCACUAUUCCAUUAUUGUAACGAUGAUGAAUCACUAGACAUUGUCUUCCCUGAUUGGACUUUCUGGGGUUGGCCUGAGCUCGAUAUAAAGCCAUGGAGGACUACGUUGGUGGCCCUAAAAGAAGGCAAUAAAAGGAUCAAAUGGAAAGAUAGAAAACCCUAUGCUUUCUGGAAAGGGAAUCCAUAUGUGUCUAAAAAAAGAGAAGAGCUUUUAAAGUGCAAUGUCCCUAACAAAAAUGAUUGGAAUGUCCGUUUAUAUAUCCAGGAUUGGAUAAAAGAAUCUAAACAAGGAUUCAAGAACUCAAAACUAGAAGAACAAUGCACCCAUAGAUAUAAAAUUUACAUAGAAGGAUGGACAUGGUCCGUGAGUGAAAAGUACAUUCUAGCUUGCAAUUCCAUGACCUUGCUAGUGAAUCCUCAGUACCAUGACUUUUUCACAAGAAGCUUAGUGCCCAUGCAACACUACUGGCCCAUCAAUAUAACUAAUAAUAUAUGCAGAGAUCUUAAGCUUGCUGUCGAAUGGGGCAAUAAUCACACCGACAAAGCACAGAAAAUUGGAGAGGCAGGAAGCAAAUUCAUUCAAGAGAACCUUAAAAUGGACUUUGUUUACGACUACAUGUUUCACUUGUUAAGUGAAUAUGCAAAGCUCCUGAAAUUUGAACCAACAAUUCCUCCAGGAGCACAUGAAGCCUGUUCAGAAACAAUGGCAUGUCUAAUGGAUGAUAAAUUAUGGAAGAUUAAGAAGUUCAUGGUGGAGUCCAUGGUAAAAACCCCUAGGGAUGCACUUCCAUGUACAAUGCCUCCUCCUUUAUGAUCUUCCAAGUUCCAGCUAUUGAAGCCAUUUCUCAAAGAAGAAAGAAUAUAAUGAGAGAAGUGGGUAUGUGGGAAGAGCUGGGCUUGGUUUCUGAGCUUUGGAACCUUAUAUAUCUUGGUAUAGGCUAGAACUUCUUAAGGGCAUCAUGGUGUUAAGAAGAAUUGGUUAUUGAAGAAGAACAAGAUAUAUCAACUAUCCAUCCUCCGAUUUUUAUCCUAAAGCUGUCUCCAAUUUCGUAGACCUUAUCGUUUUGUAAAAAAAUUGUUUUCAUCAUUUUUGAAGAAAAUUAUGUAUUCCAAAAUGGCAAAUAGUCCAAAGUGAAAAUAAGAAAUUCUU